Messenger RNA from Malania oleifera, 1678 nucleotides. RefSeq lists its product as uncharacterized. Gene Ontology annotation, molecular function: aminoacylase activity. Lineage: Eukaryota; Viridiplantae; Streptophyta; Magnoliopsida; Santalales; Ximeniaceae. Bases 30 to 1394 code for a protein of 454 amino acids. Gene Ontology annotation, cellular component: cytoplasm. Gene Ontology annotation, biological process: amino acid metabolic process. The record is from RefSeq and is a predicted model, not a curated record. The transcript is spliced from 5 exons.
GGGACUUGGGUGCCUGCUGAGAGUCGCUGAUGGGGCUGAGGUGCAGAAACUCUGUAAUCAUUGUUCUUCUCCUCCUACUCCCCCCACCACCCUUUCUCCUCACCCUCUCGGUCUCAGCUCAAGACUCAUCCUCUUCUUCCGUUUCCGCUACAAUCUCCCGAUUCCAGCAAUACCUCCGGAUCAACACCGCCCAUCCCAAUCCCGACUACGCCGCCGCAGCCGAGUUCAUCAUCUCCCAGGGCAACUCCCUCUCCCUCGACUCUCAAACUAUCGAGUUCGUGAAGGGCAAGCCCCUCGUCCUCCUCAAAUGGACAGGCAAAAACCCAAACCUCCCUUCCAUCCUGCUCUACUCCCACACCGACGUCGUCCCCGCUGAGCCCCGCAAGUGGACCCACCCGCCCUUUGACGCCGUCCUCGACCCCCGCGGCGAUGUCUACGCCAGAGGCUCCCAGGACAUGAAGUGUGUGGGGUUGCAGUACCUGGAGGCCAUUCGCCGCCUUAAGGCUUCUGGGUUUCAGCCCCUCCGCACUGUAUACUUGUCUUUUGCCCCCGAUGAGGAGAUUGGCGGCCACGACGGUGCGGGAAAAUUUGUAGAUUCAAACGAGUUUAAGAACUUGAACGUCGGAGUCGUUCUUGACGAAGGUUUGGCCUCGUCCAAUGAGAAUUACAGGGUAUUCUAUGCGGAAAGGAGCCCCUGGUGGCUGGUGAUUAAGGCUGUGGGAGCUCCUGGCCAUGGGUCAAAGCUGUACGACAACAGUGCAAUGGAAAAUCUGUUGAAGAGCAUUGAGAGUGUGAGGAGAUUUCGAGCAGCACAGUUUGAUUUGGCAAAGGCAGGUUUGAAGGCUGAAGGUGAGAUCAUCUCCGUCAAUAUGGUCUCUUUGAAGGCUGGCACGCCAUCCCCAACUGGCUUUGUGAUGAAUUUGCAGCCAUCUGAAGCAGAAGCAGGAUUUGAUAUUCGGGUUCCUCCAACUGCCAAUCAAGAAUCUUUGGAGAGACGGAUAGCUGAGGAGUGGGCUCCUGCUUCACGCAAUAUGACAUUUGAAUUCAAGCACAAGGUAUCUGUCCAUGACAAGUUGGGAAAGCCCAUUCUCACAGCAACUGACAGUUCUAAUCCGUGGUGGGGUUUGCUAGAAGGAGCUAUUAAGAAAGCAAAUGGAAAACUUAGUAAACCAGAAAUCUUUCCUGCCUCAACAGAUGCUCGCUACUUCCGAGAAAGGGGCUUGCCUGCAAUUGGCUUCUCUCCUAUGGCAAAUACUCCUAUUCUGCUUCAUGACCAUAAUGAGUUUCUGAACCAGAAUGAAUACCUCAAAGGAAUUGGUGUUUAUGAGUCAAUAAUUCAAGCUUAUGCCUUGUUUGAUGAGCAUGCUAGAGAUAAAACGAGAGAGGAGUUGUGAGGUAGUAGCUGGGAGCUCAUUCCUCAAUCACAUGAAGUGGUUUUGUAAUGGGAGUCAGUUUUUGUUUGUGAAUUGUGUAAAAAAUAAGGGAGGGAGGGUUUUGUCAGUCGUAUUUGCUCAAGAGGGUUGAUUCAUCUAAAAUGCAUUGUUGAAAAUUGUGCAAGUUACCAAGUUACGGUAUACAUUUGCCCUAGACAGUUAAUGUCAAGUCACGGUAUUGUAAUUUGCCAUGGACAUUCUCUGCCAUAUACAUGAAUGUGAGCAAACUGGGACUCUCAGCUGCA